ACUGGAACUUGUUGUUAUGAUAAGAAAUCACUUUUUGUUUGGACUUCGUUAUGCUUGUGAUUUCACAGCAAAAAGAUACAGAGAAAACUUAUCUUAAUUUAGGACGUCAUUAAGUACCCAUUUAUGGUAAAACGUUGGACGAAGUUGGUCAACAAUGAAUCCUUUAAGCAAUGUGGAGGGGACUAAGAAGAUCAACCAGAGAGAACUGGAGCUGGGUCUGGUGGGAACCAAGAACUCCUGGCACAGCAAGUAUAAAGACAGUGCCUGGGUCUUCAUAGGAGGACUACCUUAUGAUCUGACGGAAGGAGACGUAAUUUGUGUGUUCUCCCAGUACGGGGAGGUGGUAAACAUCAACAUGGUCAGGGACAAAGGGACGGGGAAAUCCAAAGGUUUCUGCUUUUUAUGUUAUGAAGAUCAGCGCAGCACUAUACUGGCUGUAGACAACCUGAACGGAGCUAAGCUGCUGGGGAGAACGUUGCGGGUGGAUCACGUACUGAAUUACAAACCACCAAAAGAAGACGAUGACAUUGAUGAUGUUACAAAGGCGCUACGUGAGGAAGGUUGUGCUCCAAAAGUUCAAAGUUCAAGUGAUGAAGAAGAGGAGGAACUCCAGUUGACAGUGAAAAGGAAAAAAGAUGAUUCAGAAAAGAAGAAGAAAAAGAAAAAAGAAAAGAAAAAGAAGAAAGAGAAGAAGACAAAGAAAAUGAAGACGUCUGACUCAGAGUCUGUCAGCUCCUCGGAAAAAGAUGAUUCAGACAAGCAAAUUAAAAGACCAAUCAAAAUCAAGGAAGAGAAAAUCGAUUUGGGUUACGCUAAAUAUGCCAGUCAACACAAAGUGGAGCAAGAGGAACGCGAUGCACAGAGAGCUGUAAAGCGAGAGUCAGAGGGAAAAUGGACGGAUCAUAAUAGCAGCUCUAAGAGGGCUAGGUCAGGUGAAGACAUGGCUAGAGACAGCCAAAGAGACGCACGUAUCAGUAAUGGCAGAUCAGAUAGGUAUAGAGAUGUUCAAGAUAGGAAAGUUGACAGGGACCAUUAUAGUGCUGAAAGAACGAGUCACAGAGGCCGAGACCACGGCACUCGGAGAUCUAGUUCUAGAGACAGGGAUUACCCACGUGACAGGACGUCGGGGUAUCAUCCAAGAAGAUCCAGUUCCAGGGAAAGAGGGAAUUCACGAGAUCGUAACGAACGCAAAAGAGACAAAGAGUCUCAGUACAGAAAAAGAAAGUCUCGGUCUCGAGAUAGGAGCGUGUCCCGUGAACGUUAUGAUAGAGGCAAACACUCUAAAGAUAAUAGGGAUAAAGAACGGGAUAGGUCACGUGACCGUGAUAGCAGACGAUAGAUCUAAGGAAUUGCGCACGGUUUUUAGACAGACACAAUAUAUUUGUCAUGUAAUUAAUAAAGAAGUGUUUGAAAACUAUAAUUAUUUUCUUCGAGCAAAAUAAAUAUAAAACAAAGCA
Molecule: messenger RNA, 1457 nt
Organism: Lingula anatina
Lineage: Eukaryota; Metazoa; Brachiopoda; Lingulata; Lingulida; Lingulidae
Biological process (GO): mRNA splicing, via spliceosome
Cellular component (GO): precatalytic spliceosome; U2 snRNP; catalytic step 2 spliceosome
Molecular function (GO): RNA binding
Source: RefSeq, a predicted model, not a curated record